Molecule: messenger RNA, 1656 nt
Organism: Oncorhynchus kisutch (coho salmon)
Lineage: Eukaryota; Metazoa; Chordata; Actinopteri; Salmoniformes; Salmonidae
Gene: cldn8.2
Product: claudin 8.2
Exons: 1
Coding region: 142-1065 (307 amino acids)
Cellular component (GO): membrane; bicellular tight junction
Molecular function (GO): structural molecule activity
Source: RefSeq, a predicted model, not a curated record
AGCAUCGUUAACAUACUCUGUAGGGUGUAUCACCUAGACAUUUGGCUCCUGCCCUCUCAUUUAGUUUAGCUGGUGAGAUAGAGGCAGGAGAGCUGUGACACGCCAGUCCUCGGUAGGUUCUCUAAUCGACAGCCAGCCAACAUGGACCGGUCCUACAUGGGCAGUGCCACUGCUUACAGUGCCUACGGGAAGCCGCCUCAGUCCUACUUCGACCCGGCCUACGACGAGAAAGCAGCAAAGUCGUACAUGGACUCAGUGUACGAGGAGAAGAAGAGAGUAGAGAAGAAGGCCCGCUCCGAGGCCGUCUGCUGCGAGGUCGUGGCGCUGGUGUUCGGAUUCGUCGGCCUGAUCGGUGUCUCCGCGGUGACCGGCUUGCCCAUGUGGAAGGUAACGGCAUUUAUUCAGGAGAACAUCAUCGUCAUGGAGACGCGCUGGGAGGGCCUGUGGAUGAACUGCUAUAGACAAGCCAACAUCAGGAUGCAGUGUAAAGUGUACGACUCUCUGCUGUUCCUCCCUGCGGAGCUGCAGGCUGCCAGAGGCCUCAUGUGCUCCUCUGUAGCUGUAUCCGCCAUCGCCCUGAUCCUCUCUGCAGUGGGGAUGAAGUGUACCAAGGUGGUGGACCACCGGCCUCGUACCAAACACAUCGUCCUGGUGACCGGGGGAUGCCUGUUCCUCGUGGGUUGUGUCACUACCAUCAUCCCAAUCUCCUGGACGGCCAACGUGAUCAUCCGUGACUUCUACAACCCUCUGCUGAUCGACGCCCAGCGCAGGGAGCUGGGAGAGGCGCUCUACAUUGGAUGGGUGACCUCGGCUCUGCUGUUUGUGGCUGGGGUCAUACUGCUGUGUCGCCACGCACCCCGGGUAGGAGACGAUGAGAUGGAGAGGAUGGUCAACGGGCCUGGGUACAUCUACCAGCCUGGAUUGAACUACCAGCCUGGAUUGAACUACCAGCCUGGAGUGAACUACCAGCCUGGAUCAGCAUACGCGUACCAGCCGUAUUCCUACCAACCCAACUACUCAGCUCCACCCGGAUCUGUGGUCUACGCUCCUAACCAGUACAUGUGAGAGAAACCCAGCCCAGAACAACAUGGACAGCUUGAACAGCUUGGAACCAAGCAUUAAAAGUAUAAUUAAUAUAACAGAACUCAUAUCGUUACAUAGAAUAUCAUUAAUUUGAGUUAUUUGUUGAAAUGUCAGAGUGGGGAGGAAGAGACAGAGGCACUGAACUGGCCAGAAGUCUCUUGCUGGAAAUGGCCCAAUCGUUGAUUAAUUUUGUUCAGAGAGAGAGAGAGAGAGAGAGAAAAUAUCAAUAAGCAGACCUAUGUGAAAUUCCCUGUAUGUGUUGUGUCUAUGUGUUCAACUGUAGGUGGGAGUUAUGUGUUUAAUUGUGUAAAUAUACUUGUCAGGUAUGUGUAUAGUGCAAAUAUUGAACAAAUAUUGUCAUACCAAUGGCUGUGGAAUAAUGUGGUUAAGCAAAUAGGGCUUCACAAGUUUUCACUAAUAUUGACCAAACAAUUGACCAAACCCCUGUUUGUGUUUACCUGCUAUUUUCAUAUGAAAAGGUUUGUUGUUUUCAUGAUGUUUUCUGUUUUUUACAGCAAUAAAUGGCCUAAAUUGACCCCAAUUUGGUUCACAAUAAAAACAUAUAUAACUUUA